This is a messenger RNA of Cucurbitaria berberidis CBS 394.84, 1065 nucleotides long. Its product is annotated as GatB/YqeY domain-containing protein. Gene Ontology annotation, cellular component: mitochondrion. Gene Ontology annotation, molecular function: carbon-nitrogen ligase activity, with glutamine as amido-N-donor. Bases 223 to 783 code for a protein of 186 amino acids. The record is from RefSeq and is a predicted model, not a curated record. NCBI's taxonomy places the organism in Eukaryota, Fungi, Ascomycota, Dothideomycetes, Pleosporales, Cucurbitariaceae. The transcript has a single exon.
CGUCAAUCUUUCGACUUUCGCUAGGAAGACUGUUCAAGUUUCAUUGAGAGGGGAAACUGUCUUAUAUCUAACGUCGCCUGUUCCAUCACAGUCUAGUAGCAGUCACGCGGUUGCUCCUGCUACCUUCAAGCGCUACUUCCUGCGCUGCUACGUUGUCCCAUUAUUUGCGCAGCUUCACAACUUCACAGCUUCAAAGCUUCAACGCACCACCAACACUUCAACAUGUCACUCUUUCGCCCAAUGCUCCUCCGACCAAACCUCCUCUCGUCAUCCCGACCCCUCUGUCUCCGCACAGCCCUCCGCUUCUCAUCCACCUCAGCCUCCGAAGCCACCGUCCUUCCCCGAUUACAAUCCGACCUCAAAAAUGCUAUGCGCGCGAAAAACAAGCCGGCACUCAACACGAUCCGUGCGCUGCAAGCAGAGAUUAUCAAUGCUUCCAAGACUGCGAAGCCUAUAAGCACCGAUGGUGCCUUCUACUCUCUCGUCCAAAAGCAGAUAAAAGCGGCAAAUACCGCCAUCGCGGAGUUUCAGGCAGCGAAGCGGGACGAUCUCGUGGAUAAGGAGCAGCAACAGCUGAAUGUACUGCAGAAAUACGCAGAUGAGAUCCCAAAGCUUGCGGAGAGCGAGGUGGACGUCAUAAUCGAGCAGGCCAUCGCUGGGCUAGAAGAAGGCAAGGCGACGUUCGGGAGUGUCAUGGGGAAGGUCAUGGGGGCUAUCAAAGGGCGGCCGCACGAUGUUGAGUAUGUCACAAAGAAGAUACAAGAGACUGUGGGUAAUAAAUAGUGGGUAGGGUAGGAAGAUUGAGCGACGCAUUCGGACGGAGUGUAAGAUUUAGUGUACCAGGUAUGAUUAUGUGCAGAUCAGAUCAGAUGCCCAAAGCGGCUCUGCCAUCUCUGCUGUCGAACGGUUCGUCUUCACUCUACUACUAGCAAUCUACUAGCAAGUAGCAUAACCUGCCGUGACGGUGGAGAGAUGGUGAUGGUGUUGCGGCUGAGGGAUGCUAGCGGAUGUUACCCCACGAGUCAGCCAUUCUUGCUUCACCAACUUUUGGGCACAUGACGUCAC